This is a messenger RNA of Phymastichus coffea, 1870 nucleotides long. Its product is annotated as tektin-3-like. Gene Ontology annotation, cellular component: microtubule cytoskeleton; nucleus. The record is from RefSeq and is a predicted model, not a curated record. Gene Ontology annotation, biological process: cilium movement involved in cell motility; cilium assembly. The transcript is spliced from 8 exons. Bases 151 to 1743 code for a protein of 530 amino acids. Lineage: Eukaryota; Metazoa; Arthropoda; Insecta; Hymenoptera; Eulophidae.
UAUGAGUUAGGAGGCCUAGUUAUCACUGUAUUUUUAUAUUUAGUUUUAAGUAAAUGUAUUUCAUGCAUGAAACUGUAACAGUAUGAAUGCAGAAAUCAAGUAAUCAAUAGGUGACUGGUACAAGCUGACUCGACCUAUAUAGAUACACUGAUGCACUGGCAUCUUCACUGCAAGAGUCUAUUGCCUAAACUACAGCCUGAAGACUGGAUCAUUUUAAUAUCUGCCAUGUACAUUGAAAACCACUUGGAUGUUCUUGGUUUAGGAAAAAGGCAACUUCAAACUUGGAAUGCUUUAGGAUCAUCAUCAAUACCUUGCUUAAAAUCGUUAAUGUCUUCAUCUAAACUAAAAGAUAUUUCUAAAACAAAAUCUUUAGCUUGGCAUCCAAAUAUGGGAGUGCAAAAUGUAGAAUUAGUUCCAUUGUCUUCAAAAGCUGUAUCGAGUUAUACUAUUGAUCCAGUCUACAAUAUGACUACACAGCCUUUGAAAUUUCCAAACCUGGUGACAGGUUUACCAAGAAAUCCACCUUACUCUUCUCAAACAGCUCUUUGUACAAGAUUUACACCAAAUGAGUGGUUUCAAAAACAAGUCAAAUUCUAUAACGAAGCUGACUCCAAUCGUUAUUAUUCUGAAAGAAUGAGAAGUGAUGCUGUAAAAGUUAUGAGAGAAGCUGAACAAAAAAUACAGCAUAAUCAAUAUGAUACUGGCAGAAGAAUAGGUGAAAGAAUAAGUGAUGUAACUUUUUGGCGUAAUGAAAUUGCAUCAGAAUUAGAAAAGCAAGUUCAAGAAAUAGAAAGACUUCAAGACUGCAGAGCCACUGUUGAAAAAGCAAUACAAGACAUUGAAAAUCCUUUACAUGUUGCUGAAGAAUGUUUAUACCACAGAGAAGCAAGAAAAGGAACUGAGCUUGUACAUGAUGAUCCUGAAAAGUCUUUACUUAGAGAAGUAGAAAUUUUGAAGAGUAGUCAGAAGAAACUUGACAUGUGUUUAGAUAAAGUUAAAGAUCAGCUCCGAAAUUGUAGAAUUUCGCAGAAUCAAUUAGAGCUUGAUCUAAAAAAUAAAGAAAAUGCUCUUGGUAUUGACUUAUUUUGUCAUCAAGUCAAUAACUCAAGUAGAGGAUUACAAUACUAUUCUGGAAUUGAGAAAUAUGAUCCUUGCGUUUCGAAGCCUGAAACUUGGGCCGAAACUGCUAAUCGAAUCAUUCAAAAGUCUCAAGCUGAAAGGACUAAAUCAUGUCAGUUGAGAUCUGAAACAGAAGCAUUGAUCAAUAGAAUUGCUCAAGAAAUGUGGGAUUCAUGGAAUAAUAGCAACAAUUCUUUGUCAAGAAGAUGUUCUGAACUAUUGGAAGCAAAGAGUAAAUUACAGCAACAUUUGCAUAAAGUUCAACAAGAAAUUUAUGAUGUAGAAAGAAAUUUAGAAUUAUUACGUAAAGCCAUAGCUGACAAAAGCUAUGCAUUAAAAGUGGCUCAUACUAGGUUGGAAGCACGUACUCAUCGUCCUGAUAUAGAAUUAUGUAGGGACAAUGCAUACAUCAGUUUACAGAGAGAAAUUGAAGAAAUUUAUGCUCAAGUAGAGAAAAUGCACAGAUCCUUAAAAGAAAUGGAAAAUCAACAUCAGAAAUUGUUGAGAAAUCGAAAUGGUCUAGAACAUGAUCUUGCAUUGAAAAUUGAUGCAAUAUACAUUGAUAAAGAUAAAGUUUGUGGAUUAAGACGUGCAUAUCCAGUAAAUGCAAUGUUUAGAUUUUAAGCUGGAAAUGCUUUUAGUAAAUUAACUUUAUAGUUUUUACCUUAUUUUGUAGUAAUUUUUUGUGAUAUUCUAGAACCUCAUAAAAAUAAAUUGCUAAUAUUGUGAAACUCAAAAUAUACAAUCAAAA